This is a messenger RNA of Agrilus planipennis (emerald ash borer), 1064 nucleotides long. RefSeq names its product dnaJ-like protein 60. Bases 252 to 992 code for a protein of 246 amino acids. NCBI's taxonomy places the organism in Eukaryota, Metazoa, Arthropoda, Insecta, Coleoptera, Buprestidae. The transcript has 5 exons. The record is from RefSeq and is a predicted model, not a curated record.
AAUAGAUUUUCAUUAGGUAUGUAAAGUAGAAUAUUUUCAUUUUUUUUUAAGAAGUAACGCAAUAAUUAGUCAUGAUAAACGUUUUAACGAAAUACAAGAGCAAGUUAGCAAUAAGUAAUUUGAAAUUUAAACACUCUGUACACACACAGUUACUUUUAGAAGGGUGGGGUGAAGGCUGUUUGAAGGUAAAUAUGGCGACUGUUAUUAAGUCAUUAAUGUCAACAAUAAAAUUAAAAUGACGUAAAUAAAAAAUGUUUUUCGCAAUCCCAUUCGACAAAAUAUUUGUAAAUUUUCGUAAAUGUAAUCCAUUCAUUUGCACUAGACAAUUUCAAAGAAGCAAUAUUUCUUUUAUAAGAACUCAUUAUGAUAUCUUAAAUAUCAAAAAGGGGUGUACACAUGAGGAAAUUAAAAAUGCAUUUAUCACUCUAAGUAAAAAAUAUCAUCCAGAUGUAAAUAAAAAUGCAAAUGCACAUUCUGAGUACACCAAAAUACUUGAGGCUUAUAAUGUAUUAGGUAAAACAGAAAGCCGAAGACUUUAUGAUCUUCAACUCAACCCUUCAGUAAGUGUUGGUGGUUAUAAUGUUCACUCAGACUUUGCAGACCAUAAUUUUACAAGAUAUAGACCAAGAAAGGACCCAAAUUUCUGGGAAAACAGAGACAGAACUCAAGACUCUUUUUUUAAAAACAAGCCUUAUUAUGGAAUAGAAGGGAUUCCUAAAGUUUCUAAUGGUAUUAUUGCAUGGGCUUGUAUUCUUAUUGCAGUACUUGGUGUUGGAUUUCAAGCAUAUCUUAUUAAGCAUGCAAUGACAUUAAGGAGAGACAAAUUAAUUCUGCAAAGUGCCACAAAUGAGCUAUUAUUAACAAAUUUAAGAAAUCAAGCAGAACAGAAUGGAAAUAAGAAACAAAUUGAACUGUUAACAGAAAAGUUUAAGGAAAAUGAGUGGACUUAUAAUGACGAAUUUCUUGAUGUUGGUGACUCAAAAGCCUCUUAAAAAGUAUAAUACAAAUGUAUAAUAUUUCUAUCUAUUAAAUAAAUUGUAGCAAAUGUAUAUAAACAAUAAAUU